Messenger RNA from Rhopilema esculentum, 3377 nucleotides. RefSeq names its product solute carrier family 35 member G1-like. NCBI's taxonomy places the organism in Eukaryota, Metazoa, Cnidaria, Scyphozoa, Rhizostomeae, Rhizostomatidae. The record is from RefSeq and is a predicted model, not a curated record. Gene Ontology annotation, cellular component: membrane.
UUAUUAAUAUAAAAAGCCUAAAUAUACAGUAAUUGCUCUAGAUAGUGUACAACACUACAACACUAGAGUUGUCCUGUUCUACACACAAAGGCAGUUAUCAUGUUAUAUGUUAAGUACAGUUGCAACUUUGAACCGUUCUGUUCUUUUCUACCAUUCUGUCCUGUUCUACACACCAAGGCAGUUAUCAUGUUAUAUGUUAAGUACAGUUGCAACUUUGAACCGUCCUUUUCUACACACAAAGGCAGUUAUCAUGUUGUAUAUUAAGUACUAUUGCAACUUUUAACCGUCCUGUUCUACACACCAAGGCAGUUGUCAUGUUUUGUGUUAAGUACAGCUACAACUUUGAGCCGUCCCUUUCUACACUUCAACGCGUAAAUGCUACAUACUACUUGUUCCUUGUUUAUUCUAUAUUUUUACUUUGUGGCAGUUAGUACUGAAUUCUGAUUCUGAAACCAACUUGAAAUCAAAUUUAAGAUGAAAGUGUGCUUUCUGUGACUGAUUCAGCCUGGUCCAAGCCAAUGUAGAAGUUUAGAGCCUGCCUUGCAUCGUCCUGGUCUUGUCUCUUCCCUGUUCACCUUAGGGAGUUUUGAGGAUGCAUUCUGGCGAUGCUCUUAUGAAAUGCACAUAAUAUAUGCCGUCACUUAUCAUCAAACCUUUUCGAUGCUGUGUUCGCUGUUUGUUGGAGAAAUAACUUGAGUUUGGUGUUAAAGAUUGCAAUAGCAUCUACAAGUGGGUGCCUUCGGAUGCAAUUUUGAUAAGAAUUACAAUUGGUCAGGAUAUAGCAUUAACCAGGAUCUGGUUUCUGCUUAAAUGUCAAAGUGGUUCCUGUGAGAUUGACAAAAGAGCAAUGUGCAUUGAAUUGACAAAGGUUAUUUUGCGCAAUGUGAUAACGGCUAAAAGGGAGGUAGAAAGCUAGCCACAUUUUCACAGUUCAUCUCUUAACUGGUUCCCAGUAGCUCUUCACGCGGGCUAGUUCCCAGCUCUUUGAAUCGGUAGCCUGUUUAACAAUACAGAAUUUGCAAUCAGCCACGUGAUGUUCUGCAGUCCUGGUACCAGGUGAUGUUUAUUUCUUAAGCGAUCAAAGAGAUCAAUGAUCUUAUGGCUGAAUUUUGAAUCAACAUGGCGCUUUGAUUAUAUAAUAAAUAUAACAUCGUAUAGAUGUUUGAUAAAAUGGAAGAUAAUGUCUGUCAUCGUUGCGGCAAUAUCGUAAACUCGAUAAUGAGUUCUCGCUUGACUGGAAUGAUGCUGAUGGCAUUCGCAGGACUGUUUUUAACAUUCAGCAACCUUUUCGUGCAGCUUGCUAUUGAAACAAACAAAAUACGGAUUCCGGCAUUGGAACUUACUUUUGCUCGCAGUUUCGUGCAGCUGUUGUUAAUACUGCCUUUAAUGGUUGCAUUUAAAGUGAAGCUCGUCAUAGACAAAGAGAAUAUAGGCCAAGUAAUCAUCAUGGGGACCAGUGGAUAUCUCAGUGUAGCAUUCAUAUACUUAGGAAUCGAUAAAAUUCCCCUCGGUGAUGCUACUGUUAUUACUUUUACGAGCCCAAUAUUUACGACCCUUUUCGCCUUCGCGCUGUUAUCGGAAUCUUGCUCGUGUAUCGACAGCAUUUGCGGAUUCAUUAGUUUUGCUGGAGUCGUCAUCGCAGCUCGACCGAAUUUCAUUUUCGGGGAACGUCGUAAAGCUGUAGAUAUAAUGGUUGAAGACACGAUAAUGUCAGAUGAGCGCAAAGAAGCAAUUUACAUGAUAGGAAUUGGAUAUGUACUUCUUGGAGCAGUUUUUCUGUCGCUGUAUUAUGUUCUUACGAGAAAAAUUUCCCGCCGACAACAUGUUCUCGUUAACAUAUUUUAUCCUAGUUUAUUUGGCUGUAUUUUCGUCCCUCUGAUGAUGAUACCAAAUGAUACAUUCUUGUUCCCGUCAUGCGGGAAAUCCAUUGUUUACAUCAUUUUCGUUGGAGUGACUGCAUUUGUAGGGCUGAUACUGUUAGCGUUAUCUCUAAGACUUGAAAAUGCAGGGCCCCUUGUCCUUAUAAGGAACCUUGACAUAAUCUAUGCAUUCUCACUGCAGUAUCUCUUCAUGCAUAUUGUUCCAUCGUUAUGGAGUAUCGGAGGGGGUGCGAUCAUAAUUGUGUCUACAAGCGUUCUUGCAGGACGGAGGUGGUGGGCCUCAAAAAGUGAGCAAACAAAAUUUACAGACGAAUUUGAGGAAGAAUUCGGAGAAGAGACAGAAUUGCUUGUCCAAGAUGAUAGGCCAAAUCCAGGAUAAUACUCAACAUUACAUUUUUUAGCUGUUUUUACUUUUACAAUGCAUAUUAUUGGGUAUUUAGGUUAGAAACAAGUGUGGAAGUUUUAGAUUUACAGUGGUGCAAAAGCUUAUUGCAGAAUUCCAUAGAUUUCGUUUUCGUAGAAUUGAGAAAAGUCAGAUGAACGAAUAUUUACGUUUGAUCAUUGACUAUGGUUUGACUGGUUCAAGAAUGGAGAACCUCUCUUUCAACUCCUUUCACUGCACAAUUUUUGUCUUUGGCCUCAAAAGGUCAAACAUUAAAUGACUAAAAUCUUUCGAUUUUGACCCCGCACACUACAGAUUUUUUGUCCUAAAGACAAAAAUUCUCGUCUUUUGCCACAAAAAUCUGCUGUGUGAGCUAGGCUUUGAAUAAAAGGUUGUAGAUCCCUUGUUUGAAUAUGUUGGUAAAGCAUUGCAUAACACAACGUGUAAAUUUCUGCUUUCUCUUUGAGUUCUUUCUUCUUCUAUUUCCGUCAUGCACACGGGCGUUGACGAUGAUGCACUUCUCUAUCUUUAUUCUAGACACAUUUGAAACAGUUUAUUUCUAUUCGCCGUCUUAGUCCACUCUUCGAUGAUGCUCAAAUACGUCUUCUCUUUCUUUCUCUUGCUCUUUUAAAGGCAUUGAGUCAUGGUAAAUAGGCCUUGUCCAUCGGGGUCGUUUAGUUUCAGCGUGAUCGUUGCUGUUUCAUGUGAUACUGGCAUUCGUUGUUGACAACUUGCUAUUGAUGGAAACUGUUUUAUUAAUCAGUACGAGGUGAGUUCAUGUGACCAGUUUGAGGUCAACCAAUAGCAUUGCAGUCAUGAAAAUCGUGACUCAGCGGAUUUUAGCACUUUGGGUAUACCCAAUCCAUUUCAUCAUGACUCAAUGCCUUUAACUUCUACUUACCCAGUUAGCGAUAGAUCUGCAUAACGUAUCCUAAAAAUAACAUUCUCCUGUUUUUGAUUUUCAGUAACAGUUUGCGUUUUAUGCUAGCAGUUUUUAGAAUCCUUUUAUCCGAUUCUUUAUCCGUCAAUGAAAUAUUCAGCAUCCUUCAAACUACACAUUUUCGUUGCCUCUAAACGUUUUUGCAUAACAGAAAAGACACUCACAUCCAGUGCAA